AUGUCGAAAGCAACCUUCGCUAUCAUCGCAGCCGCUGGUGUAGCUACAGGUGCCGGUGUCACUGCUCUGCUCUACUCCUCCAGCUCGUCUCGCCGCCAGCCUCAUGAACCUCUGCCAGCUGCUCGGCCACCCCCUCCACCUUCCGCAACCUCUCCUGUCGCCGCCGCCGCCCGUGUCCCACCCCCAGCUCUCCCAACCUCUCGCUAUCCAGUCGAUCCUAGCGGACUAUUCCAAUAUGGUUUCCCUGGACCAAUCUCCGAUGUGAUCGAUAGUCCUUCCCUAACAGCCGGAUUCGACCGUCGAACCCGUAAUCCAGCCUGGGUCGUCGAGCAUAUAACUUCUGAAUCCGUGGCUCAGCGAGAUGGAGACCGAUCUCACAGCCAAUUCUACGAAGAAGAGUCCAUCCCAUCCGCUUUCCGCGCACGCCUGAGCGAUUAUUACCGCUCAGGAUAUGAUAGAGGGCACCAAGUACCUGCUGCAGACGCAAAAUGGAGCCAGGAAGCAAUGGAUGCCACUUUCUCGUUGGCAAACAUGUGCCCCCAGGUCGGAGAGGGGUUCAACCGCGACUACUGGGCUCACUUUGAGGAUUUCUGUCGCAGGUUGACGCAGAAAUACCCAUCUGUUCGCAUUGUUACUGGCCCACUCUACCUACCAAAGCGUGAUCCCGCUGAUGGGAAGUGGAAAGUUAGCUAUGAAGUGAUUGGCAAUCCUCCGAAUGUUGCUGUGCCUACGCAUUUCUACAAGGUUAUUUUCGCCGAAGAUGGGAACGGAGAGUACGGCAAAGUUAGUUUGGGAGCAUUCGUGCUCCCUAACGCCAGAAUUCCAAACGAGAAACGUUUGCAGGAUUUCGAGGUGCCGCUGGAAGCCAUUGAGCGUGCUAGUGGCCUUGAGUUUGCUAGCAAGCUACUUCCUUACAGACGUGGUGUGCUCUGUCAGGAGGUGAAGUGCGAUAUCACCGUUCGUGAAUUCAAGAAGGCAAGUGAUAGGAAGAAUCUACCGCCCCGGUGA
Molecule: messenger RNA, 1008 nt
Organism: Trichophyton rubrum CBS 118892
Lineage: Eukaryota; Fungi; Ascomycota; Eurotiomycetes; Onygenales; Arthrodermataceae
Exons: 1
Coding region: 1-1008 (335 amino acids)
Biological process (GO): apoptotic DNA fragmentation
Cellular component (GO): mitochondrial inner membrane; nucleus
Molecular function (GO): RNA endonuclease activity; nucleic acid binding; metal ion binding
Source: RefSeq, a predicted model, not a curated record